AUGGACACAGAGUCUCAUAACAACGUGGAGGUCGAUGAUGAGGAGCAGAUCGCAACUUCCAUAGAUGAGGAACCCCAGACCAUUGAGGAAGAAAUCAGUGACAACAACAAGCUCAUGUCUCAUAUCUGGGAUGCCCGUUACUGGAAACAAGGCUCUAUCAUUGCAACACUGAGAGCUCCCUUUACCGGACCACCUAUCAGCACGAAUGCAACCAUCUCGUUCAGUAAGAGGAAACCGAUUAUUGUCCGCACUGUCGAAAAGUACUCCGUGGCUCUUGUGGACCACAUUCCUCUGGUGGUUGUGAACGACAGAACCGUCCUCGAAGCAUUAACAGAGGGCGCUCGAUCCUAUUGUGGUCUUCAAAACAACGAAUCGAACCUGAUCUGGGCCUCAUAUAUGUGGCCAAUCUGGAAGAGCGAUGCGAUCGAGCUUGCAAUCGACAGUGAAGAACGUCUUGCAUUUGCAGAAUUGCUUACUACCGUCUGCCUCAAAGCUUGUGAGAGACUUCAAAGGCCAGAAUUUGCUAUUUUAUUGAGUACGCCAUCUCUUUUACACCACCACCUCUGUGCAAUGGGUCUAAUGCUUCGACUGAACACGGACAAAGGACGCCUGUUGUACAUACAGCUUCGCGUUAGUCGGGGGCAAUAUAAUGUUUCCUACUUGGUGGCAGGAGAGCUGUCUCACGUUCUCGUUACCGCGACUGCUCCACAGGUGAAGGCUACAGUCAGUUACAAAUUGAACGGGGAUACAACGCAUUUACCUAUUGCCUUAUCGGCCCAUAUCAGCGAGAUCAACAACUUCGACAUCUAUUUCCGCUAUGCAAACACGGUGCCGGCUGGCAAAAUCCUCCGGCUACCUCAAGAGGCACUAGUUCGGGAAUUUGAGGGCUCGAAUCAUUGA
Cladophialophora psammophila CBS 110553 is the source of this 900-nucleotide messenger RNA. RefSeq lists its product as uncharacterized. The transcript has a single exon. The coding region runs from base 1 to 900 and encodes 299 amino acids. The record is from RefSeq and is a predicted model, not a curated record. Lineage: Eukaryota; Fungi; Ascomycota; Eurotiomycetes; Chaetothyriales; Herpotrichiellaceae.